This is a messenger RNA of Medicago truncatula (barrel medic), 963 nucleotides long. RefSeq names its product protein HAIKU1. Lineage: Eukaryota; Viridiplantae; Streptophyta; Magnoliopsida; Fabales; Fabaceae. The coding region runs from base 1 to 963 and encodes 320 amino acids. The record is from RefSeq and is a predicted model, not a curated record. The transcript has a single exon.
AUGGAAAACUUUAAAAAGCAUAAUGAGAAUUUGAGUGUAAACAACAGAGGGAAGAACAUUGGAGAGAAUUAUUUUCAACACAAAAUUGAUUUUGACAACGAAAUUAUAACUACCAGUAGAAAUCUAUAUCCUUAUUCAAAUUUUUAUGAGGUUCAUAGAGAUGAAUUCAAGAGUUUUAUUCAACAUAUUACUGGGAAUCAAUCCAAUUCACCAAAACCUCACACUAAGGUUACAAGGUUGCAGAAAAAUCGACCUCCACCUUUGUCCAUUGUGAGGCCACCAAUUUCAGUUCAGGUUCCGGAUCCAUUACCUCCUUCAACUGCUCCAUAUAACACAUUUCUAGGACAUCAUGUGCAGUCUUUUACUGGUCCUCCUCUAGUUAACAAUUUACAAAAUAAUCUUGACGAGUCUUCAAUUUCUGCUUUCAUGAGAAACUUUCAAGAGUCAAAUAUGAGCUUUGAUAAUUCAGAAGGUAACCAUUUUCAACCUUACCCUCAUCAACCACAAUUAUUCAACAAUAUAAAUGUUCAAUAUCAGCCAAUAACCCAAUCUCAAGAAUAUUAUUAUCCUAUGAAUGGUAGUGACCAACUAGUGACCGGUUCCUCCUCAACUCAAAAGGAUGUGUCUAAUCUUUCAGUUCCUUUUAAUCUUACCAAUCCAACUUUCCCUAUGAACGACAAUAACCAUAUUUUGAAUGGUUUCCCUUCCUCGCAAACAAAUGGCCUUCGAUCAAUAACUUCUGAAUUUUUGUUACCUUCACUAGAAAGUAACAUGGAUUUUCUAUCCCCUCAGUCACCUUAUAGCCCUCAACUAUCACCGAGCCUUUUCUCUUUGCUUUCAUCACCUGAAUACCCUUUCUAUCCAUAUCUUCAAAAUGGAAAUUUAUUCCCCGAUCCUCCAUCUCCACUUUCUUCAAGUAUUUUUCCUUCUUUUACAAAUUCUAAUAGGCCAGAUAAUCAAUAG